UACUUUUUUUUUUUCUUCCAGCCAAGCAUCCAAUUGCCAAUCACAUACAUGUUACGAUCUUCAUAUCUACGAAACUUUUGAGAAAAAAAAAGAAAAGAAAGAAAGAACGAACGAAAAGAAAAAGAGCCGAAGCCAUGCAGUGUUAAAUGUUGGCAACUCAAACGCGUCGAUACUCGCGUGCAAAGAGAGAGCAACCAGAGACGCGCGCGCUCUUGCGUCCGUGCGCGAGAGGCGAAAAGGCGUCCAUUUAAAACCAAUAAAUCCGCGCACGACAGCCCCUUUCUUUGCUUUUGAAGAAUUAAAUAAAGAAAUCAAGCUGGCUCACGCUGUCUCAAACCCGACCACUUUGACAGCUGCUCUUCACCCCCUUUGGAGGACUGUCAACAGCAAAAGGAUGGCAUCAGAACUGGCAAUGAGCAGCUCCGACCUGCCCACCAGUCCCCUGGCCAUGGAAUAUGUUAAUGACUUCGAUCUGAUGAAGUUUGAAGUGAAAAAGGAGCCGGUGGAGCCCGAUCGCAGCAUCAGCCAGUGCAGCCGCCUGAUCGCCGGGGGAUCCUUGUCUUCCACCCCGAUGAGCACACCUUGCAGCUCGGUUCCCCCUUCCCCAAGCUUCUCGGCGCCCAGCCCGGGCUCCGGGAGCGAGCAGAAGGCGCACCUGGAGGAUUUCUACUGGAUGACCGGCUACCAGCAGCAGCUCAACCCGGAGGCGCUGGGCUUCAGCCCCGAGGACGCGGUGGAGGCGCUCAUCAACAGCACGCACCAGCUCCAGAGCUUCGACGGCUAUGCUAGAGGGCAGCAGUUCACCGGCGCGGCCGGGACGGGAGGCGCGAUGCCCGGGGAGGAGAUGGGCUCCGCCGCAGCGGUGGUCUCCGCAGUCAUCGCCGCCGCCGCAGCGCAGAACGGUGCACCGCACCACCACCACCACCAUCACCAUCACAACCACCACCCCGCCGGGCACCAUCCGACGCCCGGGGUGCAGUCCAACGGCAACUCCUCCAACCACCACCAGCACAUGCACCUGGACGACCGCUUCUCGGACGAGCAGUUGGUGACCAUGUCCGUGCGCGAGCUCAACCGGCAGCUCCGGGGGGUCAGCAAAGAGGAGGUGAUCCGACUCAAACAGAAGAGGAGAACCCUCAAAAACAGAGGCUAUGCCCAGUCGUGUCGCUACAAGCGGGUCCAGCAGAGGCACGUCCUGGAGGGCGAGAAGAGCCAGCUCGUGCAGCAGGUGGACCACCUCAAGCAGGAGAUCUCCAGACUGGUGCGCGAGAGAGACGUGUACAAAGAAAAAUACGAGAAGCUCAUCAGCAGCGGCUUCCGAGAAAACGGAUCGAGCAGUGACAACAACCCGUCGUCCCCGGAGUUUUUCAUGACAUCGCGGAAAUUUCUACACCUGUGAUAUGACCUCUGACCCUUGCCAUUUGCCCCUGCAGUCUAAGACAGUGCAACACUGGAAUGCUUCUGGCUUAGAGUGACCCACGGCUCCAAGACUGCCACAAAGCACAACCUCUUUUACCCCUGAUGAAGAAGACAGUGAGCAGGAGAAAGAGGAUGGAGGACAAACCCUACAUAAAAAA
This is a messenger RNA of Xyrauchen texanus (razorback sucker), 1577 nucleotides long. RefSeq names its product transcription factor Maf-like. Gene Ontology annotation, biological process: regulation of transcription by RNA polymerase II. Gene Ontology annotation, cellular component: nucleus. The transcript is spliced from 3 exons. Gene Ontology annotation, molecular function: RNA polymerase II cis-regulatory region sequence-specific DNA binding; DNA-binding transcription factor activity, RNA polymerase II-specific. The coding region runs from base 395 to 1399 and encodes 334 amino acids. The record is from RefSeq and is a predicted model, not a curated record. NCBI's taxonomy places the organism in Eukaryota, Metazoa, Chordata, Actinopteri, Cypriniformes, Catostomidae.